CCACGUUUUCGUGAUUUUUUACGAUUUGAACAAAAUUUUAGAGGUUUUCAUUGUUUUCCUCUUUUCAAAAUGGACAAGGGAAAGAAGAAUAAGAAAGCUGAGAGCACCAGGAAGCCUAAAAUGAAGUCAAAAUGGGCGAAACGCGAAGCUAGGCUGAGAAAAGUUAAGGAUGAAGAGAUUGAAAUGAGUGCGCUUGAUCAGGAUAUUUUAGCUCUUGAUGCUUCAACCAUCACCAAGUUCUCAGAUAUUCCACUCUCAAGUCGGACGCAAAGAGCACUAGAAAGUUGUGCGUACAUAAAUCCUACAGAAAUUCAGAAGAAAAGUAUACCAAUUGCAUUGAAGGGUUUGGAUGUCCUUGGAGCUGCCAAGACUGGUUCUGGAAAGACACUAGCUUUUCUUAUUCCUUUGCUGGAGUGCUUAUGGAAAUUAAAGUGGUCAGCCAUUGAUGGUCUUGGAGCAUUAGUCAUUUCUCCAACAAGAGAACUGGCGUAUCAGACAUUUGAAGUGCUGUGUAAAAUUGGCAAACAUCACGACAUAUCAGCUGGUCUGAUAAUUGGCGGUAAAGAAGUCAGUUUUGAACAACAGAGAAUUCACAAAACAAAUAUCAUAGUGUGUACGCCUGGACGUCUCUUGCAACAUAUGGAUGAAACACCCAAUUUCGAUUGUAGCAAUUUAAAAAUGUUGGUGCUUGAUGAGGCAGACAGAAUAUUAGACAUGGGCUUUAGUGAAACAGUAAAUGCUAUCAUUGAAAAUCUUCCUGAGGAAAGGCAAACACUUCUUUACUCUGCUACACAAACCAGCUCUGUGAGUGAUUUGGCUAGACUAAGCCUUCACGACCCAGAGUAUGUAUCUGUGUACAAAGAUUCCGAAGCUACCACGCCUCAGGAAUUAAAACAAAGUUACGUUGUUUGUGAACUUGAAGACAAGAUCAAUUUCUUAUAUUCCUUUAUCAAAAAUCACCUGAAAAGCAAGAUCUUGGUGUUUCUAUCCAGCUGCAAGCAGGUGAAAUUCACAUACGAGGUAUAUCGUCGUCUCAGGCCAGGCGUCCAACUAAUGGCACUCUAUGGAAAGCAGAAUCAGAUAAAACGUGUCGCGAUUUACAAUGAUUUCUGUCGGAAAACGUCGGCAGUUUUGUUCGCUACGGAUAUAGCUGCUCGCGGCUUGGAUUUUCCGGCGGUACAUUGGGUGAUUCAACUUGAUUGUCCCGAGGAUGCAAAUACCUACAUUCACCGGGCUGGAAGAACAGCAAG
Messenger RNA from Dendronephthya gigantea, 1250 nucleotides. Its product is annotated as probable ATP-dependent RNA helicase DDX10. Gene Ontology annotation, cellular component: nucleus. The annotation marks the transcript as partial. The transcript has 11 exons. Lineage: Eukaryota; Metazoa; Cnidaria; Anthozoa; Malacalcyonacea; Nephtheidae. The record is from RefSeq and is a predicted model, not a curated record. Gene Ontology annotation, molecular function: nucleic acid binding; ATP binding; RNA helicase activity. Gene Ontology annotation, biological process: rRNA processing.